AUGCCGAGCGUCAGAUGGUGCGGCAAGGGCUAUGAGUACUGCUCAUCUCCUGCCUGCCAGGUCUACUUCUCCGACAGUUGCGAUGGCAACAUUCGCCCGGACGGUCCCGACACAAAGGAUUUCGGGCGGCCAAAGUAUGGCUCAGUUCCGUUUGGGCAAGCGAUCUACCACUGCGAAAGAUACGGCGUGAUUGCGUUGUCGUACGAUGAUGGUCCAUAUCAGUACACUGCUGAUCUCCUAGAUUUGCUUAAGAAAUACGAGGCCAAGGCUACAUUUUUUGUUACCGGCCGAAAUCUCGGCAAAGGUGCCAUUAAUGAUCCUGCGUUACGCUGGCGCAACCUCCUUAUGAGGAUGAUCGAUGAAGGACACCAAAUCGGCAGCCACUCUUGGUCCCAUCAGCAUCUCCCUGAGAUCAGCGAUGCGCAGCUUGAUAACCAAAUAAUCUACAACGAAAUAGCGCUUGCUGAUAUCUUUGGAUACUUCCCUACUUAUUUUCGUCCACCCUACUCUGCAAGUAAUGACAAGGUCGACCAAAGGCUGGGCGAACUGGGAUAUCAUGUCACGUACUUCAAUCUUGACACCGAGGGCUACUUGCACGACUCUCCAGAUGAAAUUCAAGAUUCCAAAAAUAUAUGGGACGAGAGCGUCGAAGGAAAAGACCCUGGGGAGACGAAAUGGCUGGACAUUGAGCAUGACAUUGUGUAUCAAUCGGUGUAUAAUAUGACCGAGUACAUGCUCAAGUCGCUCUUUAGGAAUGGAUUCAAGCCUGCAACGGUGGGGGAAUGCUUGAACGACCCCAAGGAGAAUUGGUAUCGGAGAGUGAAUAAUUGA
Messenger RNA from Metarhizium album ARSEF 1941, 831 nucleotides. Its product is annotated as chitin binding protein. Gene Ontology annotation, biological process: carbohydrate metabolic process. Lineage: Eukaryota; Fungi; Ascomycota; Sordariomycetes; Hypocreales; Clavicipitaceae. The coding region runs from base 1 to 831 and encodes 276 amino acids. The record is from RefSeq and is a predicted model, not a curated record. Gene Ontology annotation, molecular function: hydrolase activity, acting on carbon-nitrogen (but not peptide) bonds. The transcript is spliced from 2 exons.